Etheostoma spectabile (orangethroat darter) is the source of this 6028-nucleotide messenger RNA. RefSeq names its product ubiquitin interaction motif containing 1 (gene uimc1). Gene Ontology annotation, molecular function: histone binding; K63-linked polyubiquitin modification-dependent protein binding. Gene Ontology annotation, biological process: double-strand break repair; positive regulation of DNA repair. Gene Ontology annotation, cellular component: BRCA1-A complex. Lineage: Eukaryota; Metazoa; Chordata; Actinopteri; Perciformes; Percidae. The record is from RefSeq and is a predicted model, not a curated record.
CUCCCCAGUUUGAGACCAGUGCAUCUUCCUUUGAGCUCGGAGGGACGCGCUGGGUGAACCGUGACGUUCGGAGUCGGCACAGCGAUCCUUCUGGAGCUGGCUCGGACUCCGUGAAAGCAGCAAUAAAGCGACAUUGACCGAUUGUCCCUGAAGGCAGCGCGUUGGACGCGCCUUACGUAACAAUCACGUGAUUGCGUCAACAGAAACAAACAUGGCGCCGCGAAAGUGACAAAAACCGAUUGUCUCAGGAGAGGACCAGGAUGUCUCUAAGGAAGCAGAUACUCAAGGACGACGUUCCCUCUGGAAGCCGACGGAUCGCCGAAAACCCCCCGGAGGACGAGGCUCUCGACGACAGGGACCACAAUGACUUCGUACCAUCUCUUCAAUCGUCCUCAUCAAGACCAAAACGCAAGAGAGAGAGGGAAAUCAAGUCCAAGCCCAAAGAGAUGAGCGAGGAGGAGAUGGUGGACUGGGCUCUGCGUCUGAGCGAGCAGGAGGCCAGCGCCGCCGCGUCCAGGCGGCAGCAGGAGGAGGACGCCAUGAUGAAAGCCCUGCAGGAGAGCCUGGUCAGCCAGACACAACCGGUCCCGUUGUCCCAGAGUCGGAACCUCCCCCCCGACGCCGGAGCUUCACUCGGCCUCGGCUCUCGGCGGAAACUCGUGUACUCCAACGGGAGGACAGCGUCCGCCGUCGACCGGGGACCGUCGGAGGACGUCCGUCCCCCGGAGACAGCCCUGAACCGAAGAGCUGAAGGACCUGGAGAUGAAGGUAAUAACAGGAAUAAAAGGAGGAAAAGGAAAGAAGGAAGUCCUCUGCUGGAGAUGCCGGACUCUCAGGCUCCCCCCUGCAGCUCAGACUGGAUCUCCGCGCCUCUGGACUCACCACUGAGCUCUGACUCGACCCAGAUCGAGGACUGCCGGCUCCAGAGAUCCCCCGUCUUCCCCUCCACUGGCUACAGAGCCCAGGUCCACGUCCCCCGUCUGAGCCAGAACCUGCUGGAAACCUACAGGACCUCAGGGUUUGUGUUGUGCUCUCAGGACACGUGCACCUCGACUGGAAAGUCUCGACCCGAGGACCUCCCUCGGUCCAGGAGCCCCGUCUUCUCAGAGACGGAUCAGGGAGAGGAUGAAGACACGGAGCCGGAUCCCGAGUACUUCACGAGUCCGGUGUUUGGCAGGAGUACUCAGCACGAGACGUCUCCGAGUGCCUGCCGACCCCGAGUCAGUGUCUGUAACUCGGGGUUCACGUGCUCUUCUCAGGAGAGUUUCACCCCCUCUUCUGUGAGGUCGGCGUCCUGUCGGCCUAAAAGCCCAGUAUUCCCAAGAAGCCCUGGCUUUCCCCGGAGCCCCGCCCCCCCUGAAAGAUCAGAAAGUCCUGGGUUCCCAGAGGCUGACGGCGGACAGGCGGAGCAGAGUCACGAGUAUUGUCCGAGCCCGGGGUUCGGCGCGACUGGACGAGGACCAGCGAGUCCCCUCGACUCUGUGAGUCCUUCAGCUCCAGAGCUCCCGGGUUCAGACAGUGACGGGGACUCGACCAUCACCAGGGACCCAGCUCGGGGUCUGGCUCAGGGCGGCGAGACUGAUCACAAUCAAGACGGCAGCUUUAAGAAGCAAUCAGAUAACGGCGAGGAGGAGCUGAAUGAAAUGUCCAAGGACUCGGACGGGACCGAGCUGACCAGCGACAUGGUGCUGCGCUGGUCUGACGAGGACCAGGACCUCACGCCAGUGGGCUCUCCCAGCCCGGUCUUCCCAGAGGAGAGACCUGUUCCUCAGGCCUCCCUGAACCAGGACUGGACUGCAUCUUCUCCGGAGAGGAACUGCAGACCUUCUAACUGUUCCACGUCCACCGGCCGACGCCAGCUGUCCACCACAGAGCGAGAACCACGGCCAAUCAGCAGCCAGGGAGCGGUCGGCGGGGCGUCUGCCCCCCCUGGGGAGCCUGCAGGCGGUCCGACGGUGCACUACUACUGGGGGGUUCCCUUCUGUCCACGAGGCCUGGACCCAGACAAAUACACACAGGUGAUCCUGGCCCAGAUGGAGGUCUACGAGAAGAGUCUGAAGCAGGCCCAGAGGGGUCUGCUGAGGAAGGCUGAGUGGGGGGACGCCGUCCUGCCGCAGCCCGAGAAAUCCCCUUCACCUGAGUCGCCUGCUGAAUCGCCUCCACAGUUUGUUCCUCGAAGGCGCGGCCUCAGACUGAGAGGCAAAACACUGUGUGAAGCAGCUGAGUCUCCUCCAGUUGAGGCAAAGGAUGAUGAAGAAGACCAAAAGGAGGAAGAGGAGGAAAGAGAGAGCAAAGAAGAAGAGACGAAUGAGGAGAGGGAAGAAGAAGGACAGGAUUUGGAUGACUGUGAGGUUUGUCCAGAAACCCAACUGAGUGACGACGACAGGACGCAGGAUCUGAUGAUGGCGACUGACGCUGGAGCAGAGUCUGAGCUGCCAGAUGUCGAGAUGAUUCUCCAGAAUGAUUCUCCUGCUGAACAGGAGCUGCAGCCGGAGGAGGAGAUGGAGGUGGACGCCCCAGUGGACAGUAAGACGAAGGGAAACGUCCCCGUUAGCAGCAGCAAUGUGAGAAAAGAGGUGGAGGAGGACGGCGAGGAUCCAGAUCUGGAGGAGAUAGGGGAUCGAGAGCUUAAGAGGUCCACGUCUCCUGAACUGGAACCAGCCGGGGUUCCUCAAAGCCCCCAAACCGAAGUGGACUGUCCCAUCUGCCAGGGCUCCUUCCCGGUGACGGAGAUCGAGAGACACGCUGCGUUCUGCGAUGGGGAGGUCGUUGACGAGAGGAGGUCCCAGAAAAACUGCUCCCAAGUGUCGUUGAAGUCUCUCAGGAAGAGAACCAGGACAGCAGACGCGACUGAAGAGACCAACGACUCCUCCAACACCUGCAUCCGUCAUGAGAAAUGUUUCAUCUGUCAAAAAGCCGUCCCGCUGAAAGACUACAGCCGGCACACCGAGUUCUGCCUCCAACGGCAGAAGUCAAAGACUGCAGCAAAGGGAAACCUGCUGUCAGCUCUGGAUCAAACCGAGAGCAGAGUCUCAGAGGCCGGGUCGUCUGGAUCCAAACUGCAGCCAGGAGAGAUCAUUGAUCUGCGGGAUGACGACGACGACGAUGAAGAGGACGAGGAAGGCUGCGUUUCAACACUGCUGAUCAGUAACUCUCCCAUCAGAUCCUUCACUCCGAUCUCAGAGGCCAGCGACUGCCUUAUCGACUUCAAGAAACCGCAUCGAGCCAAGACACCGCGACAAAGACGACGCCGAUGACGCCGAUGAGGACGACGUCCUGCAGACUAGACGUACUGGAACCAGAGCCUUAACUAAAGACCCCAUCAGGUUGGAUGUGACAUCACCUUUAGAAAAGACUUAUUUGGAAACACCUUCCUGAUGUCGCGUAUUUAUGCAGGUAAACAAAAAACCAAUUGAGCACUUGAAUGGAAACUCACAUUCUGACUCUUUUGUCGCCACUAAAUGUGACGUUUGUGUCUGUUGAAGGUGUUUCAGACUACCUCUUCAUGUAUUGAACCUUUUCUUUUUUUGCAACUUGAGUCUAAUGUCUCGACCCUCAGAGUGUAAAUCAGAUUCAUUCAAACAUUUCACCGGCUCUCUUAAAGUAUGAAAAGUGAAGACCUGCGAGGCUACAGAACUGAUCCAUCGGUCUACAACUGGGGUCAGACAUAUCUCAGCAACUACUGCAUGGACUGCCAUUAAUCUUUCCAUAACAUUCAUGUUUUUGCCAUCAGAUAAAUCCAACUGUUUUGUUUUAUCUGGCGCCACCUGCAGGUCAAAACAUUUUACAUGUUAUGACGGAAAACCGCUAAAGCUCAGGACUGAAUUCGGCCUUGUGUGUUCUUAAAUGACAACGCAACAUGCCAAAUAUUGGCUUGCUGAAGUGUAAGCAUGCGGGAAUGCUAACAUGAAGCAUGCUAAUGUUAGCAUGUAAAUGUGCUAAGCUGUCGUCAUGCUAAUGGUCAAUUUUAAACAUCAGCAUGCGACACUAAAAUGCGUUACAAACCUCAUGAUAUUGGAAAUGUGCGAUGCUAACUGUACACAUGUUCACAUGCUAGCUUGUCCAGGCUGAUGUUAGCAUUUUAGCUAAUGUUUAGCUAAUGCAAAUAUUACAAGCUGUGUGAUUCUACUCUGAGUCCAGACUUCUGAAUCACAUCUGAUUUGAUUGGUGGACAACCAACCAGCCAAUCAGAUGUCAUCUUCUUGUGUCUGAGCCAGAAAAAGGGAAACAAAACUGGCAACAACUCGAGCUUCAAUUGACGAGUAAUUUUCAUUAUCAAUUCAUCUACAGAUUAUCUUCUAGAUUAAUCCCUUUUUUGUUUUGUCUUUAAAAUGUCAAAAAGAAAUAGUAAACCUUGUAGUUUCACUACCACGAGUCCAAAGAUAUUCAUUUAACACUCAUAUGACAAAGAAGAGCAGAAGAAUCUCACAGUUCAGAAGCUAGAACCUGGGAAAGUGUCACAUUUUUCGAUUUAUGGAUUAUCUAAGUAGUUAUCAACUCAUUAUCCAACUGAGGUGUUGUUUCAGCUCUUUAUGUCUGAGAUGGAUGCAGCGGUGCAGUUUGAAAUGAUUCCUUCAGUCAACAUCAGACUGAUUAGUUAAGUGUACACAAAAUGGCAAAACUAUCUGAUUUCCAAGGCUAGCUCGAAUGUAGCUUUCUAACGUGCAAACAUCAGCUCUUAAGGCGCCUUAACAUUUAGCAUCUUAACAAACCAGCAUCAGUGUCAAAGCACAGUCGAGACUCUGAGAUGUCCCUAACUGGCUGCCGUACAGAGGUUAAACCCUUUGUUAUUUACAGGACAGUAUGGCCUUUCUUCUGCCACUGUCGGUACACGAUCCGUUCUGCACAUGUGCAAGAUGUUCGCUCAUGUGCAGAUGACAUCAUGAUGACGUCAUGAUGAACGCGGAUUUACGACACUGCACGAUCUGUUCCCAUAGACAGUUAAAGAAAGUCUGUUCGCCUCCACCGGAAAGCUAACAACGUUAGUUAGCUAACAGCUAAUUUCGGCUAACCGCUAGCUGAGACAGCAUGUAAAAGACCCUCAAAACUUAAAAUAACCGUUUAAAUAUAUAACAGCUGUUACGUCAGUUUUACUUUACUUGUGUUUAAUGUAAAAUCCAAUCACUCAAUACUUGUCUUUAUUAUUACUGUAAAGUCUUAAUUUAGCUGGAGCUGCUUUACGUUAUUAUUGACUGAAUCAAGCGGUCAGCUAGCGGUUAGCCAAAUUAGCUGUUAGCUAAACUAGCGUCGUUAGCUUCCCGGUGGAGGCUAACAGCAGACCGCUACUGUGGAACGGAUUGUGCAGCGCAGUAAAUCCUCGUACAUCAUGACGUCAUCUGCACAUGUGCAGGACGGGUGGUGCACCGACAGGCACCACCCUCAGGACAAACAUCACUUCUUUUUUUUUAUUUUUGUUUUUUGUUUUUUAGAGCUAACAAUAAAGUUGUCUCUCCACUUUCCAUCUAUCCAACAGUUACAGGUUGUGGUCUGCUAAGAGACAUUUCUAAUUGCGGACAUUUUUUCUAAUGCACGUCUCCAACUGGAUCAGAGAAGAUGUUAGCAUUUGUUAGCAUAUUAAAUGUUAGCAUUUGUUUGCAUAUUAAAUGGGAACUAAACCCACGAUGAGAGCUCACAUCACCUGCUUUCACUGACUCCAAGCAGGCAGGAUGUGGCAGCAAGUGAAAUGAAGCAAUACUGAAACCUCUGUAUUUCCUCUUUUUAAGAUCCCACACCGCCUGGUGAUGGGUGACUGUUUUUCUGUAGUGACCACAUGUGACCCGAGCAACUCGAAAAAUGUUGUCACUGCACUGUGGAAAUAAUCUUGUUUCAUUCAUUCAUUCAGUCAUUUACUGUGGACCAUUUUUUUUUUUAAUCAAUCAAAAAUAUUUCUCGCCAAGUUGAGAGACGUAUCAUUUGCUUGUUGCUGUUUUGUUGCAUUCGAGUGCUCGAGUAUUAAAUACGGCAUUAGCACUUUAGAGUUAAAUUCCCCGGUUGUCCGACUCGAUGAAGUAAAGUCACCGUAACGCAC